CUAGAAGUCAACUCACAGGCAGGACAGAGAGAGAGAGAGAGACUAGAAGUCAACUUACAGGCAGGACAGAGAGAGAGAAAAUAGUGAAAAACCUUUGAAGAUCUCUGAAGAAGUGAAGCUACAACUGAAGACUUCAGAAGGAGACAAUCACCAUGGCGAUGUUGACCACUCUUCUGCUUCUGAGCGCUGUCUUUGCUCUGGGAGAUGCAAGGGGUAGCAGAGGGCAUCGGCAUAAUCACUGUGACUCAGAGGAACACAUUCCUCCUCCUCCUCCGACAGAUUAUUCUGACUCGGAUGAACACAUUCCUCCUCCUCCGACAGAUUAUUCUGACUCGGAUGAACACAUUCAUCCUCCGACAGAUUGGUCUGAUUCAAAGGAACACAUUCAUCCUCCGAAAGAUCGGUCUGAUUCAAAGGAACACAUUCAUCCUCCGAAAGAUCGGUCUGAUUCAAAGGAACACAUUCAUCCUCCGAGAGAUCGGUCUGAUUCAAAGGAACACAUUCAUCCUCCGAAAGAUCUGUCUGACUCAGAAGAAAACAUUCCUCCCCGGAAAGAGUGGCAUCGCAGAGUCUGCCCAAACGGCUGGCCCAGAUAUAAGACACACUGCUAUCACUACGUCCCCUUCAUGACCACAUGGCCAGAGGCAGAGAGGAAAUGUUUGCGCUUGGGAGGAAACCUGGCAUCAGUGCACAGCCUUCCCCAGUAUCGUUUCCUUCAGUCUGUCAUCAGGAAGAGUACCAGGAAAGUUCAGCGCACCUGGAUAGGAGCCAACGAUGCCAUCAAGGAGGGUCUCUGGCUGUGGAGCGACGGGUCCAGGUUUAACUACCAGAACUGGGGCCCGGGUCAACCCUCUAACUAUAACCAUGGUGUUAUUAAGGACAACACGAACGGUCGGGAGCAUUGCAUGGAGAUGAACUAUGGAGCUUCUCGCUGCCAGAACGAUGCCCCUUGCUGGUUUACAUUUCCCUUCCUGUGUUCCAGAAAGUUGUGAUGUCCACAUUUUGGGAGAGACGACAUUGGAGAAGCUCUCUAAAGAUGAGAUUGUUUUAAAUAAAGACACCAUCUGCAAUGUUACCCUUCGUUCAGUGGUCAUUUAUACAAAACACCAGCUGGAUCCAACUAUUAAACUCUGUAGUGUGAAGUAAAUAACAUCUUUGGUAAAAUAAACUUUAAACAGUUGCUUCUCA
Messenger RNA from Oncorhynchus tshawytscha (Chinook salmon), 1188 nucleotides. Its product is annotated as lithostathine-1-like. Lineage: Eukaryota; Metazoa; Chordata; Actinopteri; Salmoniformes; Salmonidae. Bases 153 to 992 code for a protein of 279 amino acids. The transcript has 7 exons. The record is from RefSeq and is a predicted model, not a curated record. Gene Ontology annotation, molecular function: signaling receptor activity.